AUGAGGCUGUCCUGGGCGCUUCUCCUGCUCGCGGCGGCCCUGGCACUGGAGGGGACAGUUGCCGCCCGCUGCCCCACACCCUGUGUCUGCGACAACCUCCGCGCCCACGUCCUCUGCCUCAAUGGGAACCUGAUGGCCAUCCCCAGCACCAUCCCACAGCUCACCAAAAAACUGGACCUUCAGGGCAACAGCUUCACGGUCAUCCCAGUGGGAGCCUUCCUCGCCACCCCAUACCUCACGCACUUGGACCUGCAGCGCUGCAAGGUGGAGAGGCUGGAGGAAGGUGCUUUCCGAGGGCUGGGGAGGCUGGUCUACCUCAACCUGGCCUCCAACAGCAUAGCCCUCCUCUACCAGGAGUCCCUGGAUGGGCUGUCCUCCCUCCAGCAGCUCAUCCUGGAGGGGAACCGCAUCGAGGAGAUCCAGCCGGGUGCUUUUGGCCAUCUGGGGUCCCUCACUGUCCUCGACCUGAGGGCGAACGCCUUGGUUUACCUCCCAGACAUGGUCUUCCAGGGUCUGCAGGUCCUCAGGUGGCUCCGGCUGUCCCACAAUGCCCUCCAUGUGCUGGGCAGCGAGGCCUUCACCGCCCUGCCCGCCCUGCGCAGGCUGAGCCUGGACCACAAUGAGCUGCAGGCACUGCCCAGCGAGACCCUGGCCAGGCUGGACGGGACCACCCGGCUGGACCUGGGCCACAACCCCAUCACCUACGUGGCUGAGGAGGCCCUGGCCAUGGCCUCCCUGAAGCACCAGCAGCCGAGGGCGGCCGGCAGCGGGCAGUGCCCCCAGGGAUGCGCCUGCUCCCCCGAUUUCCGGCACGGGUCCUGUGAGAACAAGGACCUGCGGAAGAUCCCCUGGGGCUUCCCCAGGGACACCCGCCUCCUCAACCUGCGCCAAAAUGCCUUUGGGACGGUGCCGCCGGGCGCCUUCCCUGGCCUGAAGGAGCUGGUGUCCCUCCACCUGCAGAGCUGCAGCAUUGGGGCGCUGCGCCCUGGGGCGCUGCGGGGGCUGGAGAGCCUGGUCUACCUCUACCUCACCGACAACCGCCUCUCCACCUUGGCGGCCACCGCCUUCGAGGGGGCCCCGCAGCUGGCCUACCUCGACCUGGACCGCAACGCCUUCACCCGCCUGCCCGUGGGUGCCUUCCAGCUCCUGCCCAACCUCAUCUCCCUCCACCUGCAGCACAACGCCAUCAGGGAGCUGGCGGAGGGCGACCUGGCUGGGGCCGGGGGGCUGCGCUGGCUCUACCUUGCUGGGAACGCCAUCGGGCACAUCGCCCCCACCGCCCUGGCUCCUGCCAAGAUGCUGGAGAAGCUGCACCUGGAGGGAAACCACCUGGCAGAGGUGCCCACAGCAUCCCUGUGGGGCCUGCCCACCCUGAGCGAGCUGAAGCUGUCCCGAAACCCCAUCAAGCGUGUGGGGGACAGUGCCUUCCUGCCGGUGGCCUCUAGCCUGCAGCACCUCUACCUGGACAACAUGGGCCUGGAGCAGAUUUCCCCCGGUGCCUUCACUGGCCUUGGUCCCAAGAUCAGAAGCCUCUACCUGGAGAGCAACAAAAUGAGCCACAUCCCCGACAUGAGCAACUUCACGGGGCUGGAUAUCCUCAACCUGAGGGAUGUGCCUUUCCACUGCGACUGCCAGCUCCUUCCCCUGCGCAGGUGGAUCGACAAACUCAACCUCCGCAUAGGGGCCACCUGUGGGUCCCCUGCAGAAGCCCGGGGGCUGAAGGUGAAGCUUUCCACCACUUUCCAAACCUGCCCUGGCUGGGGCCGAGGCAAGGCUGGGGGAACCAGUCCUAACAAGACCAAGGCUGCAAGCAAGCCCAACAAGAAAAAGAGAUCAGGAAAAUCGCCAGCCAGAGGCUUCAAGAAGAGCAGAGCUUAG
Molecule: messenger RNA, 1878 nt
Organism: Pygoscelis adeliae (Adelie penguin)
Lineage: Eukaryota; Metazoa; Chordata; Aves; Sphenisciformes; Spheniscidae
Gene: CHADL
Product: chondroadherin-like
Exons: 5
Coding region: 1-1878 (625 amino acids)
Cellular component (GO): extracellular matrix
Molecular function (GO): protein binding
Source: RefSeq, a predicted model, not a curated record